AUGUCGGCGAUGACAGGGCUACAUCAGGAGCAGCAUGUCGCUUUCUUUACCUGCUUGUCUUGCACCACUGCAUUCACAUCUGCGGAAGACCAACGCGAGCACUACAAGUCUGAUCAUCACAGGUAUAACAUGAAACGGCGUGUGGCGGGCCUGCCUCCCGUCAGCGCGACCGUCUUCAAUCAAAAAGUGCUUGAACGGAAAGCAGAGACGGCCAUUACAGUCUCUCCAAAAGGAUCUACCUGCGACGCAUGCGGCAAGUCGUACACGACAGAGAAUGCCUACCGAAAUCACCUCAGCUCCCGCAAACACAGGGAAAGCGAGCUCAAGGCUGCGUCGAACUUAAAAGUACCAUAUACAGAAAGAACGGCUGGUGGGACCCCCACAGAAGUAUCAACAGAGCUUGCUGAGGUCCCUUCACAACGGCCGAUUACCGUCGCACUCUCUGUAGAUGCGAACGCUACUAAAGAGCAAAUUGAACAGACCAUCGACGAGAAGGUCGCAGCCGCUCGCGCACGCCUCUCACCUAAUCAAUGUCUCUUUUGCUCAUCAUCAUCGGAUUCUCCACAAGACAACCUCACACACAUGUUAAAUGUACAUUCAUUCUUCGUCCCCGACGCCGAAUUCCUCGUCGACUUAGUCGGACUCAUCGCCUAUCUUGGCGAGAAGAUCGCUGUCGGCAACGUGUGCAUCUAUUGCAACCAGCGGGGGCGGGAGUUUCGCACGCAUGAAGCCGUCCGGAAGCACAUGAUUGACAAGGGACACUGCAAGGUCGCGUAUGACUCUGAGGAGGAACGGCUCGAGGUGUCCGACUUCUACGACUUCACGUCGUCGUACCCGGAUGCGCAGGAGCCAAAAAAGAAGAAUAAGCACGCGAAGGCUGAAGGCGAGACGGACACUCACGAGGAGUGGGAGGAGAUGGACGUGGAUGACGAAGGCGACGUGGAUGAGGUGGUCGACGAGGAGUCUAGCGAUGAGGAGUCCGAGGCGGAAGACGAUCUCCUCGACAACCAGGUAACGUACGGCGAUUCACAGUACGAACUUGUCCUCCCCUCUGGCGCACGCAUCGGCCACCGUUCCAUGCGUCUGUACUACGAACAGUCGUUGCCGCGCAUACCGCGUUCUGGCAAAGCACAGGACCCCAACUCGGGUGCCGCCCUCGUUCGACGGCUGCUCGCCGACAGUAACAAUGCUCUCGUUCCUCGGAAGGGUGGGUUCGGCGCCUUUGGCGCCGGCACGGACGUGGUGAAGGCGCGGAAUCGGGGCGAAGCACGCGAGGCUGGCCGGCAUGUGCGCGAGUUCAGGGAUCAGCGCCGGAGAGAGGACUUCAAGACGAAGAUUGGCUUUAUUAACAACAAUCAGAAGCACUUCCGAGAUCCGCUGUUGCAAGUGAGUUGA
Molecule: messenger RNA, 1395 nt
Organism: Laetiporus sulphureus 93-53
Lineage: Eukaryota; Fungi; Basidiomycota; Agaricomycetes; Polyporales; Laetiporaceae
Product: cytoplasmic protein
Exons: 3
Coding region: 1-1395 (464 amino acids)
Biological process (GO): ribosomal large subunit biogenesis
Cellular component (GO): preribosome, large subunit precursor
Molecular function (GO): nucleic acid binding; zinc ion binding
Source: RefSeq, a predicted model, not a curated record